CUUGUGCAUUCUUGUCAGCUUCCAAUAGUACCGGCCGUUUGCCUAUAUGCGUAUCCCCUCCACUUGCUGUAGCAUGCUGUAAGCAUACCCAAACCGGCAUUUCUGUGUACAAGUGACAUCGAACAAGAGACGUUAGCCGAUCUAGACAAUUUCGACAACGGUAAGUCGAUAAUACGUUCUUCGUUUCGUUACAAGACAAAAAUGUUGCUGACUACGAUAAGUUGGCGACGAGAAAAUAAAUGAGCACAAAAAGUAUGGAUAAUCAAAAAGAAAAUGUUAAUCCCAAUAAUCCAAAGGGCUCGCUUAUGGGUUCAAAAUUAUGUCGACAACUGAAGACACAUAAAAACGUUCUUCGACUUCUCCAAGAAUAUAAAUUAGCUUCGACGCAAAUCAAUGGCCAGAGAAUUCUCAGCAUUCAACCAACUCGAUGGAGCGGUCCAGCGCCCGGUAUUCCCUGCGAAAUUUUUGUUGGCCGGAUCCCAAAGGACAUCUACGAGGAUACUCUGUAUCCAUUGUUCAGAACUGUCGGCGAGAUCUUUCAAAUUCGAUUGAUGGUAGAUAUGGCUGAACUGACAAGAGGUUAUUGUUUUAUCAUGUACACAACUCCAGAAGAUGCGGAACGUGCCAUCAAGGAACUCGAUGAAUAUGAAAUUUUGCCAGGACAAAAGAUAAGAGUUUUAGCAAGCCUCGAUAAAUGCAAGCUUUACAUUGGUCCAUUACCCUGGUAUAUUGAAUCAGAGGAAGUUGUCAGAGUUAUUUAUGCAUCGGCAUGGGAUAUUAACUAUGUAGCAACCUAUAGAUAUCCGAAUUCAGAUGCAGCUUAUGCUAUUGUUUCGUUUAACUCACAUCGCAAUGCCGCAUUAGCAAGACGAAAAUUAAGACCUGAGAGACUUUUUAAGUGUAAUGAAGUGCAUGUUGAAUGGGCGCGUGUUGAUUGGAAACCUUCUAAUGUGUACGAAGAUUGUGGCAUAGUAGAUGAUAAUGGCGAUGUACAGAUUACUCGAAAGUUUAUACCACCUAAAAAAGAAAAGGAUACGUCGUCGUCGUCGAGUUCAACACAGAACAGCAAUCCCAAUGGUUCUAAUCAAAAACCAAUUCCACCAAUUAGUCCGCCAAAAAACAAUACUCGUGCCAAAGUUUCUAAAUCCACACGUUCUAAAGGCACACGUUCUAACACGCUAAGCGUGUCAGAAAUACUGGAUAACGCAUCGCCUUUUGAUAAAGUACUGAAAGACAAGAUAGAUACUAAUGACAACAACAUCGAAUUGUUAGACAAAAAUAAGUAUAAUGCGAAAAAUAAGACGAGCCGUGAAAAAAAAGACGAUGUGAAGAAAAAGAACGAUAACGACGCAAACAGCUUUUACGAUUUCGACAUGUGGAAUUCCACUUUAAGUCCUACUGAAUUGUCAAGCUUGCCUAAUACGACUUCCAAUAGCAUAAACUAUUACGAAAAGGUGAAUAAACUACUGAAUAAAAUGUCACACGACUGGCAGAACAACGGGGAAGAUUCAUGGCUGAAAUCUCCUUCUUCUUCAAAUGGAUGUCAAUAUCCCAACAGUACUGGUGCAUUGGAUUAUAAUCAUUCGUGUUACAAUAACACUGUAAACAAAGUAGUUGGUAUGAAUCGACCAAUUGCAGCUAACACCGUUCCAUAUCAAGCUUUACCGCAACAAUAUCAUCCACUAACACCGUGUUUCGUGUUGGUGCCUACGACUUAUAUGCGUCCGAAGAACGUGAGUUAUCCGCAACUUGCGAUCGCUAAUCAUGUUGGUGACAGUUAUAAUCAAAUGCAACCGCCUUUAUCCAUAAAAAAUAAUUUUCAUCAUUUUUGCAACGGUCAGAUUGGAUCAAUUGCAACAGAUCAGAAAUCUAUCAUUGAAAAAUUCGGUAAUUCUGAAUUUCGGUGCGGAGAAAUUUCGGCAAAAUCAACAAACGGUGUUCCGACGUUGUAUCCAACUACCUUGACACCGAAUAUGAUCUUUCCGUCAGUCAGUGUGUCAAAUCAAGUCUCUUUGAAUACAUUGAACGACGGUGAAACAGAAAAGCGCCCGAGACCUAUCGUAAAGCAGAUCUAACUGGUCACAUUUAGAUAUGAUACAGGGUAUCUUUUUUUUUUCUUUUAGUUUCUUUUAACGCUCUAUGCAUUUUAGAAAAUGCAGUGAUCAGAUACCAAAGGUAGUCUUUUUAAGUUUUAUUUGGCAACUAUGGGUAAUUAUUAUUAAAAUUAAAAUAAAAACAGGUCUCUAAUUAAACAAAAUGAGAAAGUGACCUUACAGCCUUUUUUUUUUUAAACUUAAUACUAGCUAUUACCACUUCUAUCUGUGGACUCAAAGAAAAAAAAAAGUCGCUUUCUCAUUUUGUUUAAUUAUUAUUAGUUUUUUUUCUUUUUAUCAAUGUUGUGCCAUUGGCUACCGCACCGUUUGAGUACGGCAUGCAAUUUUGCCGAUUUAUAUCAAAGUAAGUCUCAUUAAUCGUACUUCUUAUAUAUCUUUAUAAAGCGCGAACUAGACUGUAUCCAAGAAUGUAUUUCUCAAUAUCGCUUGUUUUAAAGAUCUCGGACGUUUUUUUAUUGUUAUAUUUUUGUUAUUACAAGUUUAAAAAAAAGAAAGAGAGAGAAAUAAUCACGCUUAUAAAUAAUGCAAAGCUCCUUGAAAUCAUGCUAUUUUUAUUGUGUUAGGAAGACAACACAAUCUAAAAAAUGUCAAGAUUAUUAUUUAUCUUUUUAUAAAGAAGUACGAAUUAUGUUUGCUUCCGAAAGUAUUAUAUUAAACAAAGUUAGAUAAUCAAGCAAUAGAAUCAAUAUUACUGUUCUCUUUUUAGCAUGUCUACGAUAAAAGAAAACCUACUGUAUCUCUGUAUCGCUUUUUUUUUUUAAAGAUUAUUAUUUUUAUAUAUUGAGAAGCAUAAAUUUUUAACAAAUCAAUUAUACACGAUUUGCACACUGCAAUGAAUACAAAUUAUGAAUAUUUCACAUAUCUUAUAUGUAAUAUUCAUAAUUUCUUACAAUAAUAAUGGAAUUAGAAGUUACGUGUCUUUUUACAUGAUCUUUUACACUUAGCAGAACCAUUCUGUGAAUGAUAAAAUAUUUCUGCUGACUUUGGGAUUUGACUUCUUUGCAAGUCACACUCUCAGUGUUUAACAUCGUGAUGAAGACAAGAUUUGCAAUUAACACACCGUAACUUCAAGUUCAUAAUUUCUAAUUUAUAUAUUAUCUGAAACAUAAAAUAAGAGAAUUUUAUUCAGUAAAUUAAUUUACUUAAAACAUUUGUGCUUUUACUCGUUGAUUUAAUCAUAUUGAGAUUUUAUAUUAAUAUUUGUAAAAUUGUUAUAUUAGCAAAAAGAGAGUAGUUGUUAGAUAUUACAUUGAGAAGCAUGUUUUAUCUGAAGUUAGAAAAAUUAUAAUAAUAUUAUAAUACAAUAAUUGAUAGAGUGAUAAGGAUGACAUCCAGAGUUCGUAGCAAAAAUUUUAAUCAGUUGUAUGAAGUGAGAAAUUCGAACAAGGAGCGGGUUGUUAGGCUAAUAAAUUAUUCGUAAAUUUGUUUAUCCACAGAUGUUUCAACUUUAUUACCAAGUCAUCUUCAGUGGAUAUUCUUAACUGAAAAUACAGUCCAUCUCUGCACAAUAACAACUUAUCUCACAUUGUAAUUAAAAAUAUCUACUGAAGAUGAUUGGUAAUAAAGUCGAAACGUCUGGAUAAAAAAAAUUCACGAGUAAUUUAUUAGCAUAACAACCCGCUCCUUGUUCGAAUUUACCACUUCAUACAUCUGAUAAAAAUUACAAUAAUGUUUUUUUGUGUGUUUAUUAUUAAUAUAUUUAUGUGUAUGUUUUUAUAACAAGAGAAUGCAAUAAAGAUUUGUAAUACAGUUACGAA
Pseudomyrmex gracilis is the source of this 3871-nucleotide messenger RNA. RefSeq lists its product as uncharacterized. Gene Ontology annotation, molecular function: mRNA binding. Gene Ontology annotation, cellular component: nucleus. The transcript is spliced from 4 exons. NCBI's taxonomy places the organism in Eukaryota, Metazoa, Arthropoda, Insecta, Hymenoptera, Formicidae. Bases 240 to 2075 code for a protein of 611 amino acids. The record is from RefSeq and is a predicted model, not a curated record.